AUGAAUGCCACAGAGUGCAUGACUGUCACAGAGUGCAUGACUGCCACAGAGUGCAUGAGUGCCACAGAGUACAUGACUGACACAGAGAGCAUGAGUGCCACAGAGUUCAUGAGUGCCACAGAGUGCAUGACUGCCACAGAGUGCAUGCGUGCCACAGAGUGCAUGACUGCCAGAGUGCAUGACUGCCACAGAGUGCAUGACUGCCACAGAGUGCAUGACUGCCACAGAGUGCAUGAGUGCCUCAGAGUGCAUGACUGCAACAGAGUGAAUGAGUGCCUCAGAGUGCAUGACUGCCACAGAGUGCAUGACUGCCUCAGAGUGCAUGAUGGCCACAGAGUGCAUGACUGCCUCAGAGUGCAUGAUUGCCACAGAGUGCAUGACUGCCUCAGAGUGCAUGAUUGCCACAGAGUGCAUGACUGCAACAGAGUGAAUGAGUGCCACAGAGUGCAUGACUGCCACAGAGUGCAUGACUGCCACAGAGUGCAUGAGUGCAUGACUGCCACAGAGUGCAUGACUGCCACAGAGAGCAUGACUGCCACAGAGUGCAUGAGUGCCACAGAGUGCAUGACUGCCUCAGAGUGCAUGACUACCACUGAGUGCAUGACUGCCUAA
Messenger RNA from Procambarus clarkii (red swamp crayfish), 612 nucleotides. Lineage: Eukaryota; Metazoa; Arthropoda; Malacostraca; Decapoda; Cambaridae. The record is from RefSeq and is a predicted model, not a curated record.